AUGGCUUCGUUGGACGAGGCGAGAUUGGCAGAUAAAGCAGCAAUCGUCAACAUUGAGGAACAGCUUGAAAAAGAUGAACAGGAAGAGUGGGAGUACGAAUACUCAACCACUGAAACAGAGACAUACUACUUGACUGUCGAUCUUUCAUUUCCAGAAUUCAAGGACCGACAGCCAAGGGCGCCUCACCACAGUCGCGGCGGGUAUUACAAAACCUGGCUCGACCACAAUCCUAGUUUGAGAGGUGUUCAUGCUGGGGAUGAUAAUGAUGACGAUAAUGACAAUGAGCCACUUCCAGAACGAGAGGUUGAUGAUGACGAACCUGAAAUCGAUCCGGCACUAAGCAAUGACAAAGAUAAAGGCAAAGCAGUCGACAGAGGCGAGCCAGAGGACGACACAAGAGACGAUGUGGACAAGACACGUGGCGAGAAUGAAAACAUCCAGAUUCUUGAGCUACAUUCCGAAAAGCCGAUCAUCUCAUACAAAGGACGCACAUUUGAGGGGUCGUGGGCAGAAGUCAUUGGUACCGAAGCUAUCUUUACGGCACGCGACAGCGACCGCCCCCUCCCUGCUCUGCGCCAUCUAGAUGGAAAUAUUGAUUUUCUCGGCGCAUGUGCGUCAAGAAUCGCCACUAAAGAGACUGUUGUCAAGCCAAAAAUUAUCAGGGAGGAUCCAUUAGCCGCUAUCAGGGAGGAAUGGAAUAUUCGAAUUCCUGUUGGAAAAGACAGGUCGGGAGAAAGAGCUGAACAGACACGGUUCCUAGAAAACUUGAUGGCGAUCAAGAAGAGGAACAAGGAGAAGGAUCAGGUCACCGUAUGGGCUAAAGACGGCGAAGGUCAGGACUUCAAAGACAACCGAGACCCUGACUACAAACCCAGGCGAAGAAGAAGAUUGCUCAAUGAGGAUGGAGAGGAAGUCAUUCCAAAACGUGAGAGACGACGUGCAAGUGGGCGCAGGGGCGGCCGUCCCAGACUUCGACCUGGGGUUGUUCGUGGACGGGGCUCAACGGCCCCAACUCCAUCAGCAACUAGAGAUCUGGAAAGUACUGUGCAUGAAGGGAACAUGUCAACUCCUACUCCAAGCAGAUGGAAUGAACUGCAUGGAAGAGCUGAUGAAUACAUGGACCAUUCUGACGAUGAGGAUGACACGGACGAAGAAGAUGAAGAAGAUGACGAUGAGGACAUGACAAUGGCAGAUUGA
This is a messenger RNA of Fusarium tjaetaba, 1197 nucleotides long. RefSeq lists its product as uncharacterized. Bases 1 to 1197 code for a protein of 398 amino acids. The record is from RefSeq and is a predicted model, not a curated record. The transcript has 2 exons. Lineage: Eukaryota; Fungi; Ascomycota; Sordariomycetes; Hypocreales; Nectriaceae.